GCUCAACCAAUCGCAAGGCCGAUUGCUGAAAAGUGCUCUGGACGUACAGCCGGAGGACCGUCCGGGUUCCAGGUUAACCAGGUCCGCUUGAGUUCUGGUUGAGGAACUUCUGUUGGUGUUUGGGGCCGCAGGAAUCUGCAACCAUGGAUGACUCACAUACACUUCAAGACCUGCUUUAGAUUUGGGUUUUGCUGGAAAACUUGCAACUACACUAAGUUGAAUGAAAUGUUGAAGAGACCUAUGGUGAAGCGACUUCCAGUCAUUUGGAAAGGAUGGGAUGAAAAGGAACCUUGGUGAUAAUUUUGAUGUCUGCAAGAUUUAGUACCAGUGUAAUGGGAUUAUCGGUAACACCUUCACUGCAGAAAAAGCCACCUGGCGUUAUAACUGGCAGCAACUGAGAACUAAUCCUUUCCCAUCUCUUGGAUGUCAUUCAUGAAGCUCAAAGCAAUUUCUGCCCUGCUAACUGUGAUUAAUUUUAUAAACAACAACAAAAAACCAGGUAGAAUUAUAAUCCUGAAGCACAGUCUUGAAGGCACAAGCCUGUAAUCCUGGCUAUUCGGGAAGUGAAAACAAGAAAUUUGCAGAUUCAAGGCCUGCCUGGGCUACAAGGCCAGUGGUGACAGAAUCAACAUUGAACUAUGCUUCGUGGUAUUCUGGGAAAGGCCUUUCGACUUGCUGGCUAUACCAUUCAGUAUGGGUGUAUAGCUCAUUGUGCUUUUGAAUACGUUGGCGGUGUUGUAAUGUGUUCUGGACCAUCAAUGGAACCCACAAUUCAAAAUUCAGAUAUUGUCUUUGCAGAAAAUCUUAGCCGACAUUUUCAUGGUAUCCAAAGAGGUGACAUUGUAAUUGCAAAAAGCCCAAGUGACCCAAAAUCAAAUAUUUGUAAAAGAGUAAUUGGUUUGGAAGGAGACAAAAUCCUCACCACCAGUCCAUCGGAUAUCUUUAAAAGGCAUAAUUAUGUGCCAACAGGUCAUGUUUGGUUAGAAGGUGAUAACUUGCAGAAUUCUACAGACUCCAGGUGCUACGGGCCAAUACCAUAUGGACUAAUACGAGGACGGAUCUUCUUUAAGAUUUGGCCUUUCAGUGAUUUUGGAUUUCUGCGUGACAGCCCAAAUGGCCAGAGAUUUUCUGAUGAUUAGCAAGCAUUUACUUUUUUGACUUGAUUAUUGUCUAUUCAUAUAAAUGUAUUACUGCAGUUGAAACCAUGAACUUAACAAUAAACUUUUGCUACUCA
Molecule: messenger RNA, 1234 nt
Organism: Phodopus roborovskii (desert hamster)
Lineage: Eukaryota; Metazoa; Chordata; Mammalia; Rodentia; Cricetidae
Gene: Immp1l
Product: inner mitochondrial membrane peptidase subunit 1
Exons: 9
Coding region: 639-1139 (166 amino acids)
Cellular component (GO): mitochondrial inner membrane peptidase complex; membrane
Molecular function (GO): serine-type endopeptidase activity
Source: RefSeq, a predicted model, not a curated record